UAUCACGUCUGUUGGGCGGCCAGGUAUAACGUGACCGCGGCUACCACGUCUGGUGGAGCGACGGCGCCCUCAGACUCCAUUCUGUUACAUUCGAUUCACGUCGCCGACCUAUAUCUAGACAUAUCGCACUUGAAUUCUCCAGAUGAGGUGGGCCUUGGCAUUGGCUUAGGCUCUUUCGAGCGCUUCUCGAGCGCGCCAACCAAGGAAGUUUUUGUGAGUUCUACCAAUUUUCUAGUCGAAUGGAGUGUCAGUAGUGGUCCG
This is a messenger RNA of Amoebophrya sp. A25, 261 nucleotides long. Lineage: Eukaryota; Dinophyceae; Syndiniales; Amoebophryaceae. The record is from the annotation of a GenBank genome assembly.